AUGCGCAGUGAGUUAAUUUUACGGUGCAAAAGACAUGCUCGACGUAAAAACUACAACAUGGACGGCGGAGGCAGCCAUCAUCACGCAAAACCAGUAGAAGACGAGGGCGGUCGGCGACAGCCGAUCGGAUUCGAUCCGUCUGAUCGAUCAAUAAGAUCGAGGAAUUCCGGUGUCGAACGCGACGCGUGCGGUGACCAACCGCAUGAGAAUCAAGUUCAUAAUUUAUGCAUGUGCAACGGAGCGCCGAAUCGACGCCUAAAAACCACAAAGCCACGUGCGAAAAAAAACUACAACGACGGCGGCGGCAAAUUCAUUAUGAGCUAG
Molecule: messenger RNA, 324 nt
Organism: Soboliphyme baturini
Lineage: Eukaryota; Metazoa; Nematoda; Enoplea; Dioctophymatida; Soboliphymatidae
Source: the annotation of a GenBank genome assembly